Molecule: messenger RNA, 1524 nt
Organism: Orbilia oligospora ATCC 24927
Lineage: Eukaryota; Fungi; Ascomycota; Orbiliomycetes; Orbiliales; Orbiliaceae
Exons: 2
Coding region: 1-1524 (507 amino acids)
Biological process (GO): transmembrane transport
Cellular component (GO): Golgi membrane; endoplasmic reticulum membrane
Molecular function (GO): UDP-N-acetylglucosamine transmembrane transporter activity
Source: RefSeq, a predicted model, not a curated record
AUGCGCCGUAGCGCCAGGAUCGCUAGCAGCUCGCUCAGGAACGAAUCUUCAUACACAGAUUCCGAAUCCGACACUCCUCGCCGAAGCAAGAGGACUCCAAGAACACCCAACAGCCGCCGGUCUGUCUCUCCACGCAAAAAGUCAGUUGCGGCAUUUACAGCAAUUCCACCGGUUGAAGUCAAGAAGGGGGACGAAGAAGUAGACACGAUCGCAACAACAACCGGCGCCGACCUCGGUAACGGAGCUGUUGUCGCCGCCGCCGCCGCCGCGCCAAAUCAAAGCAGUAUGCAUUACUCGGGAGAAUCGAUAUCGAACGGGGAUGCCCGAAAAUCUGUGGAUUCUGAGACAGAAUUCUUAAAGAAAUCAGAGGAAGGGAGGAGUAGUUACGAGCAGAAUGGCCGUGCUAGCUCCGACGGUAAUGGCAACAUCGACGAGGCCAAAUCGGUUGCCUCUGGUGUGCUGCAAGCUACCGUCCCGGAAUGGUUCGGUCUAGCAAUGAUGAUUAGUUUGAUAUUUGGAGGCUGUUGUUCCAACGUCUUUGCAUUGGAGGCAAUCAUCAAGGAAGCGCCGGACUCGGGUCAUCUCAUUACUUUCGCACAAUUCCUGCUGGUAUCGAUUGAAGGAUUUAUUGCACACUUCGACUGGAAUUCGCCGACAUUGCUGGUUAAGAACCAAAUCCCAAUUCGACGAUGGUUGGGUGUUAUCAUUCUCUUCUUCUCAGUCAGUGUACUAAAUAACUGGGCCUUCGAAUACAACAUCAGCGUCCCGAUCCAUAUAAUACUUCGGAGCGGUGGCAGCGUCACGACUAUGUUAAUCGGCGCCUGUCUAGGCAAGAGAUUCAGCAAAGUCCAGAUCCUGUCCGUCCUUAUCCUCACGGGCGGUAUCAUCCUCUCUGCUAUGAGCAAUGCCAAAUCAAUGGGCGAAUCCGAGCAAUCACUCCCCCGUUUCCUUACCGGCCUCUCGAUCCUCUUUGUUUCCCAGAUCCUUGCAGCUUUGAUGGGCGUUUACAUUGAAAACACCUACGCAAAAUACGGCUCUAACUGGCGCGAAGGCCUUUUCUACACUCACGCUCUUUCCCUCCCACUCUUCAUCCCAUUCGCCCAAAGCAUCAAACUCCAAUUCUACAGAUUACACGCCUCAGAACCUCUUCCACUCCCUGAACUUCUCCCUUUCUUCUUCCCGGAUAACCUUAAGCAAAUUAAAAUUCCGAAGCAGCUGUUUUACCUCGGUGCUAACGCCGUGACGCAGUAUAUCUGUGUCAGAGGCGUUAACUUCCUCGCAGGAAUGGCGACGGCAUUGACGGUUACUAUCGUUCUAAACAUCAGAAAGCUUGUCAGUUUGUUAUUGAGUAUCUGGUUAUUUGGGAAUCAAUUGGGCGGUGGGGUCAUCACAGGGGCAACAGUAGUGUUUUUAGGAGCAUUUGUGUACGGAUUGGAAAGCCAGAGACAAGGAAGAAUGAGGAGGGAAGCAGCAGCUAGACGGGAGGCCGAGAGGGCAAUUGAGAGAAAGGAGUACACGAAUUAG